GGUCCCUUCUAUUAAGCAGCCUUGGACCUUGAGGUUUCUGUUUUAGCCAUGGCUAAACCUCCGUCCUUUGGCUGCUUCUUCUUCCUCUUAUUCUUCUUCUUUUUAUCCUCUUCCUUCGUCGCAUAUGCCAUAUCCGAUUCAGAAGCUGCCUUCCUCGUGCGUCGACAGCUCCUGUCGUUACCUGAAAACAGCGAAGGCGAACUCCCUGAGGAUAUCGAAUACGAGGUCGAUCUCAAGGCUACGUUUGCAAACACAAGGCUUAAAAAGGCUUACAUAGCUCUCCAGGCUUGGAAAAAAGCCAUAUAUUCGGACCCGUUUAACACCACAGCGAACUGGAAUGGCCCCCACGUGUGCGGCUACACCGGUGUGGUCUGUGCGCCGGCUCUCGAUGAUCCCAACGUCACCGUUGUGGCUGGUGUCGACCUCAACGGUGCGGAUAUCGCGGGGCAUUUGCCUGUCGAGCUUGGUCUGAUGACGGAUGUCGCUAUGUUCCAUCUGAACUCGAACCGGUUCUGCGGUAUCAUCCCUAAGAGCUUUGAGAAGAUGAAGCUGAUGCAUGAGUUUGAUGUUAGCAGCAACUGUUUCGUUGGACCUUUCCCCAACGUUAUCCUCUCUUGGCCUGAGGCUAAGUACUUCGACCUUAGGUUUAAUGAUUUUGAAGGUCAAGUCCCUCCUGAGCUUUUCAAGAAAGAGCUGGACGCUAUUUUCUUGAACAACAAUAGAUUCACUUCGGUGAUUCCUGAGACUCUAGGAGAAUCAACUGCCUCUGUUGUGACUUUUGCUAACAAUAAAUUCACCGGAUGUAUCCCUAAGAGUGUCGGAAACAUGAAGAAUCUCAACGAGAUUGUAUUUAUGGACAAUGGUUUGGGAGGUUGUUUCCCGUCCGAAAUUGGAAAGCUGUCGAAUGUGACGGUUUUCGAUGCGAGCAAGAACUCGUUCAUCGGUCGUCUCCCGACUAGCUUUGUCGGGUUAACUGGUGUGGAGGAGCUUGAUAUCUCCGGGAACAAACUUACUGGAUUAGUAGGGGAUGAGAUUUGCAAGUUGCCUAAUUUGGUGAACUUUACUUAUUCAUACAAUUACUUCAAUGGACAAAGUGGUUCGUGUGUUCCUGGUGGUGGUAGGAAAGAGAUUGUGUUGGACGAUACACGUAAUUGUCUGACGGAUAGACCUGACCAACGGUCCGCCCAGGAAUGUGCUGUGGUGAUCAACCGUCCGGUUGAUUGUAGCAAGGACAAGUGCGCUGGUGGUGGUGGUGGCUCCUCUACUCCAUCGAGACCAUCGCCGGUUCAUGAGCCAACGCCGGUUGUUCCAACUCCGGUUGUUGAGAAACCGUCGCCGGUUCCAGCUGUACCGGUUCAAAAGCCACAGCCACCGAAAGAGUCACCGCAAACGGAUGAUCCUUACAAUCAGUCUCCGGUUAAGAACAGACGCAGUCCACCUCCACCUCAUCAGUCCCAGCCUCCGGUGGUUUCCUCUCCUCCACCACUUCCUUCACCACCUCCACCAGUAGUCCACUCUCCACCACCACCGGUUCACUCUCCACCACCGCCUGUCCACUCUCCACCACCACCGGUUCACUCGCCGCCGCCACCUGUGCACUCUCCACCACCACCAGUCUAUUCGCCACCGCCGCCGCCUGUCUACUCUCCACCGCCACCACCCGUAUUUUCCCCACCUCCACCUGUCCACUCACCGCCGCCACCUGUUCAGUCACCGCCGCCACCUGUUCACUCGCCACCUCCACCGGUGUUUUCUCCUCCAGCUCAGCCGCCUAAAUCCAGUUCACCACCACAAACACCAUCGCCGGCGGUCGUUCUUCCACCUCCGUCGCAAUCUCCACCAGUAGUCUACUCUCCUCCGCCAAGACCGCCCCAGAUCAACUCCCCACCAACUCCGGUGGAAGAGAAACAGAUGCCGCCAGCACAAGCACCAGCUCCGGUGGAAGAGGAACAGAUGCCACCGGCACAAGCACCAGCUCCGGUUGAAAAGGAAGAUACGCCUACAGCACAAGCACCAGCUCCGGUAGAAAAGGAACAGACGCCGCCGGCACAAGCACCAGCUCCAGUAGAAGAGAAACAGACGCCGACAUCACAAGCACCAGCUCCGGUUGAAAAGGAACAAGCGCCUCCGGCACAAGCACCAGCUCCGGUGGAAGAGAAACAGACGCCAACGGCACAAGCACCAGCUCCAAGUGAUGAAUUCAUCAUACCACCUUUCAUCGGUCACCAAUAUGCAUCGCCACCACCUCCAAUGUUCGAAGGCUACUAAAUAUCGAUCGAAGAGAGAAGAAUCAACAAUAUAAAAGAAAAGCAACUACAUCGUCUAGGUCUAACACUGUAAAACGAAAGAAAAGAAAAGUUGAGGAAGAAGAAGAUAACUGAAAGGUUAAUCUAUGUAUGAUUAUGAAGCAACUUGUUAUCAGAUGUUUAAAUUUGUAACAGUUACAACUUUUGAUGGUCGAUAAAAGAUUUAUGCUUCUAUGCAAAAAUUGUUGUUUUAAUUAAGCAUCGAUACAUACAGUUGGGUAAACUCGAUCA
This is a messenger RNA of Raphanus sativus (radish), 2537 nucleotides long. Its product is annotated as pollen-specific leucine-rich repeat extensin-like protein 4. The coding region runs from base 49 to 2268 and encodes 739 amino acids. The transcript has a single exon. Gene Ontology annotation, molecular function: protein binding. The record is from RefSeq and is a predicted model, not a curated record. Lineage: Eukaryota; Viridiplantae; Streptophyta; Magnoliopsida; Brassicales; Brassicaceae.